CCGACUCGCCGCGUGCCGCUCCGGUCCCUCCUCGUGCUGUCCUCGCCGUGCACGCGCGUGGUACCCACGGUCGUGAGGAAGGAGGAGGAUGUUGCGCGUGAAGGGGAAAUGGCUGCCGAAAACAAGCCGGAAGGACUGAAGAAAGUUCGUAAUCCGGAUCGAAUGUACAGAUCAGCAGUGUGUUAUGCUGGCCAUGGUCCACCUAAGAGUAUCAGUGAUGACACAGAGACGAACAAUGAACAUGGACAUUUGAAAAUAUACCUGCCCAAGAAGCUGCUUGAAUGUCUACCAAAAUGCACGUCGCUGCCGAAGGAGAGGCACCGGUGGAACACUAAUGAGGAGAUUGCAGCUUACUUGAUAACAUUUGAAAAGCAUGAAGAGUGGCUAACGACAUCCCCUAAAACAAGGCCGCAGAAUGGGUCGAUGAUACUGUACAACAGGAAGAAGGUGAAGUACAGAAAGGACGGCUACUGCUGGAAGAAGAGGAAAGAUGGGAAGACCACGCGAGAAGAUCACAUGAAGCUGAAAGUGCAGGGAGUUGAGUGUCUGUAUGGCUGCUAUGUCCACUCCUCUAUCAUCCCCACCUUCCACCGCAGGUGCUACUGGCUGCUCCAGAACCCAGACAUUGUGCUUGUCCACUAUUUGAAUGUUCCAGCUAUUGAGGAUUGCGGGAAACCAUGUGGACCAAUCCUGUGCUCCAUCAAUACAGACAAGAAGGAAUGGGCCAAAUGGACCAAAGAGGAGCUGAUUGGACAGCUAAAGCCCAUGUUUCAUGGCAUCAAGUGGACUUGCAGCAAUGGGAACAGCAGCUCUGGUUUCUCAGUGGAGCAGCUAGUGCAACAGAUUCUGGACAGCCACCAAACUAAGCCACCUCCCCGGACUCACAACUGCCUCUGCACGGGUACCCUGGGUGCAGGGAGCAGUGUACACCACAAAUGCAACAGCGGCAAACACCGCAUCAUCUCCCCUAAAGUGGACCCCCGUUCUGGUGGAUACAGCAGUGCACACUCUGAGGUCCAAAACAAUGAUGUGUCUGAAGGGAAGACCGAACACAGUGCCCAUGGUGGAGGAAAAAGCUCUGGGGGAGGAGGAGGAGGUGGUGGCAGUGCCAGGGAGAAACGCAACGGCAAAGUCCACAAGCCUGUCCUCCUGCACCAAAACAGCACAGAAGUGUCGUCCACCAACCAAGUGGAGGUUCCUGACACCACGCAGAACUCCCCAGUGUCCAUCAGCAGUGGCCUCAACAGUGAUCCAGACAUAGCAGACAGCCCCGUGGUGACAGGGAUGACCCAUGUUCCGUCUGUCAUGUCUGGCCUGUCCCAGAGUGUCUUCAUGUCUGAGGUCACUGGAGAACCUGUCUAUAGCAUGUCUCCAACUGGGGGUCCCAAUGCUCACCUGAUGGGUGCAGAUGCUACUUCACAGGGCUUGGUGCUGUCCAUGACCGCUGAUCGACACAAAUUUGCCUUCCCCGGAGGAGGAGGAGUAGGGGAACCUGGAACUACCACGGCAGGAGACAGUCUGUCCAUGUUGUCUACGGCGAGUGUGUCUGAAGAACUGGUGCUAACCAGCAGUCUCGAUUCUGGAACCAUCAAGAUUCCAGAGACUAAUAUGAACUUUGAUCCUGACUGCUUCUUGAACAACCCCAAACAGGGCCAGACCUACGGCGGCAGCGCAAUGAAGACAGAGGGCACCUCCUCCUCAACAUCUUCUUCCUCCAGCGGCAGCAGUAGCACCAAUGGGAGUCUCCAGCGCUCUCCCAACUUGUCAGACAAUAGCUACCCCUUCAGCUCUGCUCUCGUAAAGAACAUCAAGACAGAAGAUACAUCAUUUGAGCAGCAGAUGAAAGAAAGUGGUUACCAGGUUGGAGGAGUUGUGAAUUGUGGUGGUGGGGUGUCAUCUGGUGCUGGAUCAGGUCAGGGCAGUCUUAGUCUGACCCCAACAGGUUCACUGCUUCCUUCCGGAGGGGGGCUUAGUCCCAGCACCACUUUGGAGCAGAUGGAUUUUAGUGCCAUUGAUGCCAAGCAAGAAUAUACUUCUAGUGCUACCACAGUGAGCUAUGGCCAGGCCAUUCCCAGUCCACAUAUGCAACACCAGAAUCGCUCGCCCAGCUUCUUCCUUCAGGAUGCUUCUCAAACCAACCAGACGCAGCAGGCCAGGUCAAGCAUGGGCCAGAAAUCACAUCUUAUGGAGCACAACUCCCAUGACUCUGGAGCUUAUCUGGGAUUGCAAGUGGUAAAAACUGACUCCCCUUCCAGCAAUGGCCACCUUCAUCAUCACCACCAGAGCCAGACGCAACACAGGGCCAAUUGUAAUGGAGGUUCACCCACAGAGGGGUCCGGCCAAGCGGCUUCUCUCCAGCUGCUGCAGUACCAGGGGCCCUUUCCUGGGUUGGGUACAGAACAUGAAGAGGUUGUUGGUCUAGAACAACCAGGUAAUGUCAACUCAGCUCAGACUGGAGCCACAGAGAAUGGUGGCAAGAACCUCCUCAAGCCAGGGGAUCACAUUCAGGCCUGUGGAGCAGCAAACAGAGAGGGAGGGAGACCAGAGCACUACAUGCAACAGGCUGCAGAUGGUAGCAACGGAGGGGCAGGACCUACAGGUGAAGGAGUAACAAUGCAUAAUGGAAACAGUGACGGUAGCAACCGCACCCAGCAGCUACAGCCUCUCCUCCAAGGCACAAGUAUGGUGCAAGGACUCUAUAAUGCAGUGGGAGCCCAUCAAGGUCUGACCGGAGCAGCUAGCAACGGAGGAGCUGGUGGAGCUGGCAUGGAGAUCAGUCUGGACCACUUUGACAUAUCCUUUGGAAACCAGUUCUCCGACCUCAUCAAUGACUUCAUCUCAGUGGAUGGCAGUGGAACCACUAUGUCUGCUGGAGGUGCCCUGUAUGCUCACCAGCUAGUCACAACUCACAACGCUGAAAAUCAGAACCCUGCCGGUGGGCCCCCCCAGCAGGGCCAGGAGGAUGGAGGAGCCAGAGGCUCGGGCUACAGCCCCUCAGAGCUCUGCCUUCAGCCUUGCUGCAGCCCUCAGUCACUAAGCGGAGGUGCAGGAGCAGGAGGCAACACCGGAGAAGCUGGAUCACUGUCCUACAUGAAUGUUGCAGAGGUCGUCUCUGCAGCUGUUGCCCAAGGGGCUUUGGGGAUGUUACAGGCCACAAGUCGCCUCUUCAUGGUCACUGACUACUCCCCAGAGUGGUCCUAUCCUGAGGGUGGAGUGAAGGUGCUGAUCACUGGUCCAUGGCAGGAGGCCAGCUCAAAUUACAGCUGCUUGUUUGACCAGAUCUCGGUUCCGGCCUCGCUCAUCCAGCCAGGGGUGCUGCGCUGCUACUGCCCAGCUCACGAUACAGGUCUGGUGACACUACAGGUGGCCAUCAGUAAUCAAAUUAUCUCCAGUUCUGUGGUGUUCGAGUACAAGGCUCGGGCUCUCCCAUCACUGCCAUCCUCUCAGCACGACUGGCUUUCACUGGACGAUAACCAGUUCAGAAUGUCAAUCCUGGAGCGCUUGGAGCAGAUGGAGAGGAGGAUGGCGGAGAUGGCCAGCCACCAGCAGACAAGCAGUGCGGGGAGUGGUGGCGCUGGAGGAGGAGCGGGAGGAGGAGGCGCUGGUGGGGGAGGAGUAGGAGGAGGUAGUGGAGGAGGGGCCGGAGGAGGGAACAACAGUCAGUCACAGUGUGCAUCUGGCCAGACGCAGGCCAGCAGCUCCUUUGAGAGCCGUGUUGUAGUGGUCUGUGAGAAGAUGAUGAGCAGAGCUUGCUGGGCCAAGUCCAAACAUUUAAUCCACUCCAAGACCUUCAGAGGGAUGACACUCCUUCACCUGGCUGCUGGCCAGGGCUACGCCACCCUCAUUCAGACACUCAUCAAAUGGCGCACUAAGCAUGCUGAUAGUAUUGACUUGGAGCUGGAAGUGGACCCUCUAAAUGUUGAUCACUUUUCCUGCACGCCUCUGAUGUGGGCAUGUGCGCUUGGUCAUCUGGAGGCAGCAGUAGUCCUGUAUAAAUGGGACAGGCGGGCCCUUGCCAUCCCAGACUCCUUGGGUCGCCUGCCCCUGUCAAUUGCUCGCUCUCGUGGCCACACCAAGCUGGCUGAGUGUCUGGAGCAACUGCAGAGGGAAGAGCAGCAGCCGCCCGCCUCUCUACCGCCAACGACUCGCAUGUCUUUCUCCCCAGCCCCCGAUGCUCCCACCUCCGACAACUGGAUGGUCAGCUGGGCAAAUGACAGCAUAGUAGCACCUGGCAGCAAGAAAGGAGGUCCGGCUAACACAAUAACCACACCCAGCACCACCAGCCCCAACCCAGAUUUAAGAAGGCCACGAUCAGAACCUUCUAACUGCUACAGCAGCGAGGGCCAGAGAGAUCUCCCAUUGGCUAAAAAACAUAAACCUAACCCGGAAUUAUUUCAUAAUCGACCCGACAAGCCCAUGUCUGUUCCUCUGAGCCUGGAGCAGCAACAGCUCCACAAACUGUCCUCCAGCACUAAGAGCAUGUCCGCGGAGGGCUUGAGCACUGACAAAAGUCUACCAACAGGAGGCAGCACUGGGACAACCAGGUGGAACUCCAGAGAGAGUUUCUCCCACAGCAUCAUGGGGAAGAAAGCACUGGGCAUCAGUGGAGGCAGCAGUUUAGGAAAGGAGAAGCUGGUCAACCGACUGCGGCAGCGGGAGCAGCUGGGCAUGCUGGUUAUGACGGACAGAGAAAUGGCAGAUUCAGAACUGCUGUCGUAUCGAGAGGACCUGGAGAACCAGGACUGCCUCACGCAGAUGGAUGACCUACAGGUAAACAUGAUGACUCUGGCAGAACAAAUCAUCGAAGCAACACCUGAAAGAAUCAAAAGGGAGAACUUCAGCGUUGCAGACUCUGGGCCUUUAGACACAUCGGCGGUCAGCACCACCAUGAACUGGCUAGCCAGCUACCUGGGAGAUGUAGAACAGCUGCCAAGUAUCAUACACCUACGAUCUCUGUACAAUGAGCCACUGACACCAUCAUCUAACCCUAACCUGAGCCCUCGGGGGUCUCCGCUCAGAGAGGCCCCGUUGGAGAGGACAGCGGUUCCUUCCCCGUCCGACUGGAGUGAGUUCAUCAACGCCUCCAACAGCAAAGUGGAGCGAGACCUGGCCCAGCUGACUCUGUCAGAUCCAGAGCAGAGAGAGCUGUACGAGGCUGCCCGAUUGGUCCAAACUGCCUUCCGCAAGUACAAGGGGCGGCCACUCCAGGAGCAACAGGAAGUAGCUGCCGCUGUUAUACAACGUUGCUACAAGAAAUACAAGCAGCUAACAUGGAUAGCCCUAAAGUAUGCACUUUAUAAGAAGAUGACGCAGGCCGCCAUCCUUAUCCAGAGUAAAUUUCGCAGCUACCACGAACAAAAGAAGUUCCAGCAGAGCAGGAGGGCGGCUGUACUCAUUCAGCAAUACUACCGCAGCUACAAGGAGUUUGGGAAGCUGAAGCCCCAUCAUCGUGGGGCUGCUGCCGCCCUGGUGCAGCACAAACUGAGAGGGAGUCUGCUCACGAAGAGGCAGGAUCAGGCUGCCAGGAAGAUCAUGAGGUUCCUACGACGCUGCCGCCACAGCCCCUUGAUGGACCAUAGACUGUUCAAGCGGGUGAGUGCAGCCUCAGCAACUCAGGUGAAAGAAUUGAAAAGGGCCAGGGAACAUGAGACCCCUCAGAAGAGCCCCCUUGCGAUGUGACAUCACUCUCCUGACUCCUCUUUUCGUUUUUGUUUGUACCUGAGACAUUUUACAAGAGAACAGAACAAAAAGAAAAAAAACAUCGAUUCAUGCACUGCUAUUAUUACUACUACUAGAGCAGUGUUACUGGUUCAACUUCUAUUACGUUGUAUGACAGCUAUUUUAUUUGAUUUGAUUUUUUUACAUGUUUAUUCUUUCCAUUGACUUGGUGACUUCAACAGCAUUAUGAACUCAAAGAACUGGGGCAACGGGUGCAGAACAUUGGCUUCAUGGCAUUUUUUGCACUUUUUCAUGGACUGCUUUUUAUUUUUAUUUCUUUUUUUUAGCUGCGAAGAGGUUUUAGACAGUGAUGAGAGACGACGGUGGACAGGCGGUCGGUCAAACGCGAGGAUCUCAAGAGACGAAAGUUAGGGCUGUUGCAGAAAAUCUCAAAGGACAAGGAGACCAUGCAGAAACACUCUGGGCUCUCGUUGUAUUUCAUGGUUAUUUUUUAAGACCAAUAAAUUCACUCAAAGACAGAUUUUUUGUUUACUUAACACCCACAUACCCCACUUUAAACCCAAUGCUGGUGAUUUAACAGUAUCCAUUUAAACUUAGUAUUCUUUCCAGUCCUUCUUUGCUCGACCCCACCAGUCCGCCCGCCUGGGUGGAGCUACAAAUGAAUGUAGUGGGGUUCAAACAUUCAUGCUGAAGCAGAUUGGGGAUAAAACAUUUUCUUUUAAAAAGAUACUAUGCUUUAUUGUAUAUAUAUAGUCCCUUUAUUACUUGAAUUUGUUUCAUAUCGUCCAAUGUACUCCUUCCAUCAUGUCCAAUGUAUUGGUGAGCUGUAUCAGGCUAUAUGUUGUUAAAUCUUACCAAGAAAAAAAAAAUGCAUGACUUCUAGACAGAAAAAGUCUUUGCUUGUGUGUUUAUGGUCUAGCCCUUCAGUCUUUCUUCUGAUUUUGAUUUUAUUUCCACAUUUCUCUUCAUAAGAGCCGUUAUUAUUUCUGUAAUUAAGCUAAUAUCCGUGUUCUCUCGGUUAUUUUGUUUCCUUCUUGGUUCCCCUCCCAGAGGGGAGCAAAAUGUCAAUUUUGUUCAUUAUUUUUGUGUUGUAACUCUUGUAGUCAUGCAGGUUGUUAUUGUUCUUUUGAGUUGAACUCCGGAGCCUCUGCAGGCUUUUGAGGGGAAAAUCACAUACAUUGCCUUGACGUCUUAGAGAUUCUUUGUGGGGUCCCUAAGCUUGUCCCAAAAUAGGGGUUUGACAAAUCCAUAUUUUUUGACAAUUGAGUGAUUUCUGUAUAUAAAAGAAGGCUGCAAGUAUGUAGGGGAAAAAAUGAACAUGUUCCCUUACAGGGAUUGUAUUUUAGAAAUAUAUUAUUUUAUUCAUUAAAAAUGGGUCGAAAACAGGUACAAGACAAAAACAGAAUAUUUGUAUAGUUUUGUUUGAAUGCUUAAGAAGUAUGGUUCUAUCGUUUGUACAUAGUGUAAAUAUCUGGGAUAAAGAUGAGCUAAGUGCAUGAAAAGUAUGAACAGAGUUAAAAGGGGGGAAAAAAAACUAAAGCAGUAGUGGCUAUGCUCUGUAAAAUUAAAAAUAUUUCACUAUUAGAGUAUUUUACUUUAUUUUGAUUGUUCCGGAGACAAACAUUUUGCUAAAGCAUGAUAUUAUUGCAUAUGAAAAAGUUAAAAAAAAUAAUGUAUUUAGUGUUAGGAGAGGUCUUUAAAAAUUAUCUUAAAUCCACUAUAGUUACUUUCAUUUUUUGUCAUUACCUGUUUGGUUUGGGCUCCCAAGAAACUUUUGCCAAUGGUGCCAAGGUAUACGAUUGCUAUGAAGCUUAAGAAUUUAUUUAAGUCCAUUUUUGCAGAACAGAUAAUCAUACAGUGAAAUACACUCUAAGGAACGAAAACCAUAACAUCCUGACUGACUGAGGAUUGAAGAAAACAUAACUUGUAAAGGGACUCAUUUUCAAACGAAGGGCAUUUUAGUGCAAGUUCAUCAUAUUUCCACCAUCCAGAUUUAUCAUAGAGCAUUGUUCAUCUCCUAAUAUACCACAUCAGAUAUGUGCUUGAUUUUUGUUGUCAGUAAAAAUGGAAUGUGACGAUCAUAGAGGUAUCUUGUCUGAACUCAAAGAUUGUAAACGGAUGCCUUUCCCAUUUGGAUCCGGACAUAGCAAACACAGGUGUUGCUGUUCUUAUCACUGAAACAGACUGAAUUCAUCAUCUCAGCUGUGCAACCUGACGCACCGAGCUUUGAUUUACGAUUCAUAGAUUGAGGUUUUGUAAACUGAAAACGACGAUGGUUUGACCUUUUUGCACAGCAUGUGUUGUUUUUAUAUUUUAGAAAUGUUUCCAGUAGCGAUUGCCAAAGGCAGACGUAUCCUGCAGUGUUGUCUCGGUCUUUGUGUUGUGAAAUAAAAAAAUAGAGCCAUGAUAAAUAAUUUUUAAACUUCCCAUCAGAUUUAUAAGCUAUGUAGAAUUCAACUGAAAAACAGAGAUUUUUUUUUUCUUAAAUGAUGAAACUGAAUCAAAAUUUGAUUCAAAAUCUUGGCUUAAUAUUUUCCCACUCCAAUUUACAAAAUGUCUUCAAAUCUCUAAAUGUAUGGACUUAUUUUUUUUCCACAGUCCUCGUCAGAUGAACCCAUAGAUUUUCAGUUCAGGUCUCUGGCAAAGCCGUUUUAAAACUAUCUGAAGAAAAGAAACCCCACAUCAUGAUGCUGCCAGCCCCGUAUUUUACCAUGGGAUACUUUUGGGGAUAUGCAAUGUUCUUUUUAUACCAUGCAAACUUUUUGGAAUUAUGGCGCAAAUUCAUGUUUUGUUCUUUGUGCAAAGAAGAAGAUUUUUAGGAAAUUUUUGACCAGGACUGGAUGUUUUAUUUUUUUGCUGUUUACAAACUUUUGUGAUGUUACUUCCUAUAUUUUCUUCUAUUACUUAUCACUGCCCUCAUAGCACAGUUAUUCUGAAAAUUUGGCAAAUUAAGGUUUAACAAUAUUUUAUUUUUUCACAUUCGAACAAUUUUUUCUGGCAGGAAGUUUUGACGAAGAAAGUCUUGGUUUAAGGUUGUGGAAACACUCAUGAAACACGAUUAUGAUGGGAUUUUUGAACAGUUGCUUAACAAAAUUGCUUUUCAGUUGAAUUUUACAAGAGAUUGGUUACAUUAGAGGAUGGGAAAGUUUAGAAAUAUGCAGCAUGGUCUAAUUUUUUACAUCACAAAACAUGGCUUUUAAACGAGGUCGAGUUAAAUUUUAUGAGGAGGCUGUGUUAAACAAAAGCUGGAGUCGAAAAACUGCUAAAUAAACUGUCAAAGAUGCUCGUGUGAUUUUAGGAAACACUGGAUGAUCUCAGACGUGUCCAUGAAAAGUCAAUAAGCUAAACAUGACUGUAAUAUAUUUAUGUGUAAAUUAUAGCACUAGCCUCUCUUGUGACACACUGGACAAUAUCAAAACAACAUAGGAUGCUUAGAAAAAUAAUUAGAGCCUUUUAGGUGCCUAUUGGCUGCUGUCUAAUUCUUAUUCUGCCAGAAAGUGUACUCUGUAUCCAAACAUGUGAAAAUUCAGCCAAGUGCCACUGAAAAACUUGAUUUUCAUUUAUUUCUUUUUGACAUCAUUAGGAUCUAUAGAUAUUUCCCUGAUGUUCUGGAACAACUGGUUGUUGUCGUGCUGUUUUCCGAAUCACCUGAUGUGUGAACUUUAUUUGCAAUGUUUAUGUAGAAAGUGCCUAUUCAUGUCCUCAUAACACCAGUUGCAGAAUGCAUUCAGUGUACCUGAUCUUCAGGGAGUACGUCACACGAUCGCACCAUUACACUCACUCCCCUGCACAGUAGAAGUAGAGCGCUCCCGCUUGUCCGCGCUACGGCUUUAUUUUCAUUUUUCCACCUCUUCCAUUUUCUCCUGGAACAGCUUGACUUUUUUAGAAACGCCACGAUCGGGGUCUGCUGCCUUGCGCUCAUCCUCCGGUUUGUGGUCAGAAUGCAUAGCCAAUGCAAUGUUUUGGGGGAAAAAAAGUGGGAGAAGGAUUUAUAAUGCUUGCAUGGUAAACUAGUUAACUGGGUGACUGAGCUGCACCUAUAGCAUGCUUAUUUUCUUUGGACUGGUAGUCAGAUAGACUUGAUUAAGACAUAAUGUUUGCAAAACAGUAAGCAGCUGGUUUGGUGUAUCAUUGAGGGGAGAAAUGUGAUUGUGGGGGAGACAAAACCUGCAAACAAAGCCAAUGACCAGUACUUGGUAGCUACGGAUGUUUUCAUGGCAGAGCAUGAGGACAGACUUAUAUUUCGCAACAAGUUUCUUAGGUGUUUCGUUUGCUUUUUAUUGUUCAUUUAGGCUCAGUGUACCACCAAACUCACUUCUAGGACAGAUGGACACAUAAGCAUUUAGCGUUGGUUGACCUCCCUUUUGUAUUUUACUCAGGGUGCCAAAAUGGGGAGGAGGAAACAGAGCAGGACAUGCAUUUCACAUCAGAGGAAGCUAAAACCCGAAAACAUAAAUGGUUAAAACAACAUGGAACUGAAGGUUUCAUUGUACAACGUUUAAAGUAAAUUAACACAGUAAAUUUUCUCUUGCUAACCUUGAACAGGUGGAACCCUGAAAUGGACUCCAACCAUAUAUGUAGCUCUUGGAGAUGAAUGACUUUUAUGAAGACCUCCGUUACUCUUUAGGCCUUUAAUUUAUUUAGGUGUCAAACUGUAGAGGGUAUUUAAGAUUAGGUGUAGUUCUAUGAAAAUUGCAACUACAAAUCUUGUUUUUUACUGCCAUUUCUUGAGGGUGGGGUGACAGGCACACUUGUUUAGCACACAGUGUUUAUCAGUUCUAAGAUGUUCUGCAAAUUGACCUGAGAAUCUGCCUUUCCUCCUCUUCCUUUUUCCGAAGCACCCAAACCUCAGAAAGGUAGGCGCAUCAGGGCAACAGAACAGAAACCAGUUCAGCAGUAUGAUCCACGUGUUGACACAGAGCAAUAAAGAAAUUAUUUUGUGGAGCCCUACCAGGCCUAGCAAAGUUUAAAAAUGACUGGACACGUGUAGUCGACUUACUCUUUAUGCAAAUGCCAGUAUUGCAAGACAAGCAUUCAGUAGUUUAUUGACAGCAAUUAUAUGGCACCCUUUACCCAAUUGCACGUUUUCAUCAAUUCCAAACUGAAGAGAAGAAAAAAUGGCCCUGCUUUGAUAGAAAGUCAUGGGUUCUCGACACUUUGCAUGUGAACUAGUGUUAGAUCUCUUUUCCUCUCCUCUAUAGCUGUCUUUCUCUCUGUCUUUCCCUGUUAUGUGACCCGAGUUUUCUCCGCUCCCCGCCCUUAGAAAAAAUGUCCAUCUCCUCUCGGUUCUCCUAAUGUGUUAUGCUUUCCUCCUUUUUCUUCCCUUUUCUUGUUUGUAAGUUUUAUUUUUGUAAUUGUGCAUGUACAAGCGUCACUGACUCAAUGGAUAUGUUUAAAAAAAAAGAGAUUUCUGCUGCUGAAGCCAUGCAAAACAUUUUGAAUUGCCCUUAAAAUAUGGAAGAUGUUUUCUGAAUGCUUUAUAUUCUUUCUGCUGUAAAAUAAUAAAAAAAGGAGAAAAUGAAGAAAACUUGAGAA
Messenger RNA from Poeciliopsis prolifica (blackstripe livebearer), 11214 nucleotides. RefSeq names its product calmodulin binding transcription activator 1a (gene camta1a). Gene Ontology annotation, molecular function: protein binding; transcription coregulator activity; double-stranded DNA binding. Bases 109 to 5679 code for a protein of 1856 amino acids. The transcript is spliced from 24 exons. Gene Ontology annotation, cellular component: nucleus. The record is from RefSeq and is a predicted model, not a curated record. Lineage: Eukaryota; Metazoa; Chordata; Actinopteri; Cyprinodontiformes; Poeciliidae. Gene Ontology annotation, biological process: regulation of transcription by RNA polymerase II.